Messenger RNA from Lactuca sativa (garden lettuce), 1630 nucleotides. RefSeq lists its product as uncharacterized. The record is from RefSeq and is a predicted model, not a curated record. Lineage: Eukaryota; Viridiplantae; Streptophyta; Magnoliopsida; Asterales; Asteraceae.
CUAGCAAACAACUCCUUACUAAAGUUCCUCCAUCUUCGAUUCAAUUCAACAAAUUAUUGAAUCACCCGCCUAUUAACCUAGCCUCCUCCUCUGACCGCCCUACUCCUACACCGUCGACCAUCCGUGCCAUCCCCCCUCUGCUCUAGCCUCUAUGCCGUAAUUGAAGCCAGCUGUGAACUGGAUUCUUGAAUGUUGAUCCAAACAUGAGGAACUGUCAUACUGAAGAUCACACCAGGAGGACAAUGAGAAAAAUGUUUGAUAUUAGAAGUUCUGAAUUUAAUUCUAGUAAAAAACAGUGUAAGAAAGUGACAAAUGCCCCCAAAUUUGGGGAUGAAGUGGAUCCUGACUAUUCAUGGCUUCUUAAUUUCUUGAAUGAAAAUAUUGAACAGUCAAAACCCCCAAUGGAGGAUAUCAUCAGAGAUGAAGAUGAAGAUGAAGAUGACAAUGAAGAUGAAGAUGAAGACAAUGAUGAUGAAAAUGAAGAUGCAAAGUAUAAAGAUCCUCAAUAUUGCAUGUUUUUGAAGCAACUCACAGAAAAUGGCAAAUCAUAUAAGCUUAAAAUCUCAAAAGAAGAUGAAGCUCCUUGUUUUCUAGAAUAUGAACAACCUUAUGACCCUUCAACUGAUAUGAGUAUUACCCUUUGUAAUACUAUAAUGAGAGAUAUGCAAAUUGAUCAUAAGAGUAAAAGGAGCCUAAAUGGAAAAAAGAGGAAGAUUUUGAUGAAAAAAGAAGCUUCAUCAAAAAUCAAGACAGAACCCCUGAAUAAUUUGGGUGUGGAUUCUUGCUACCAGUUGUUUCUUAAAGGCUACAUACCUUCUGAAUAUGGUGCGUUUGUUUAUGAAGGAAAACGGGUGAAUUAUGAAGAGAAAGUUACUAAUUCAAAUUCAGAUUCAGAUUCAGAUACAGAUUCUGAUAUGAUGAUUUGGGAUAAAGUUCGGGAUUUGAGUGAAGCAAACAAGAAACAAUUAGCACCUACAAAAAAGGAACCAUCUUUAAAGGAGAAGUUGAUGUGUAUUCUUAAGAAGCCAUAUAAUCAAAAAGAGUAUGAAGAACUUUCAGAAUAUAUAGAGGAAAAAAAGCCAAUAUGUCGUCUUUUACCCUUGCGUGACAGGGCAAUAUCAUCUGCUCUUGGAGUCACAAAAUCGGUGCUUGACGAUGGCCCGUCAACUUUUCGAAGGAAACUUAAAGCUGUCAAGAAUGAUCGACCUCGAGCUCUUAAUCUCUUGCGGAUGUUUCGCUUCUGGUUAGAACAUCUUCCAAAUGAAAAGAUUUUCAAACCAUGGUUAUGUGAGGAGUUUAUGGAAGUGUUGCCAUCGAGCUGUAAAAGAUCCCACCUGGAUAAAUGACUUGUUUUUUUUUUUUUUUUUUUUUUUUUUUUUUUGUUAUUAUUGUUAUUAACUUUUUUUUUGGUCAUAAAUGAAAGCGGCAAAUGUAAAAGGUGGUUAAAUGUCGGUUUUUUGGUAGUUAAAUGUCGUUUUUAGGUGCAAGUAAAUGAAUGCAUCCCUGAUGAUAUGUGUUUUUUGAGAUGUUUGUUGAAAAAUGCAUCAAAGGUCUAAGGAUGUUUUUAUAUUUUUACAAUGUUUGUGUAUAAUUCGAUUGUUCGUGCCACGUGUCGCAUUGUUACUGGUUC